AUGGGCUGCAACGUUGUCGUCUUCUCAGGUUUAGAUGACAAAAGGAGCGAAGCGAUGCAGCUAGGCGCCACCGAAUUCAUCACUACUGGAGGGAAAUCUGGAAUGUGCGUGCACCGUCUGGUAGAUGCCCUCCUUGUUACUACCCCAGUACUUCCAGAGUGGACUACCCUGCUCCCGGCUCUCAACACCAACAUGAAGAUCUUCCCUUUGGCCGUGUCGCCAGAUGACUUUAAGAUUUCGCAAAUGCUGUUAAAUGCCAAGGGCAUCACUGUGCAGGGCUCCGUCAUUGCGCCAAGGUCGGUGCUGAAGAACAUGCUCAUGUUCUCUCGGCCCAGCAUAAAAUCAAGCCGAUUACUAUGCUUUUUCCAAUAA
Alternaria atra is the source of this 372-nucleotide messenger RNA. RefSeq lists its product as uncharacterized. The transcript has a single exon. Lineage: Eukaryota; Fungi; Ascomycota; Dothideomycetes; Pleosporales; Pleosporaceae. The record is from RefSeq and is a predicted model, not a curated record. The coding region runs from base 1 to 372 and encodes 123 amino acids.